AUGGCAAGCCGACCGCAAUCAACUCACGAAUUACAGACGAAAACACUGGAUGUAUCGGUUGAAAUCAAAAAUAACCUGAUGACACUCACAGGAAAUACGUCUAAAGACGCUAAGGAAGCUGCCAUUCUCUACUUUCGACAAAUAUUCUCUGGUGAAGAACAGAACUUUGAAUUUUUUCUUGAUUAUGAAAUUCUGAUCAAAAGCUUGUUGAAAUACAUGCAAUCUCAAAUCUCUUUUAUCGAAACGGAAGAGAAAGACAACAUGCGUCUGUUGGAUGCUGCCUGGAUUAUAACGAACAUCAGUUGUAUUUCUAAUGAGCAAUGUCAUGUUAUUGUAGAGAAUGAUGCUAUAAAAAUAUUAUUCGACGUUGCGCUCAACAGCCCUCGUUCAAGUCAAUUGCGAGCGCAAGCAAUAUGGGCUUUAGGUAACAUUGCUGCUGAUUGUCAGGUGUGCAAACUUGAUUGUCGUACCAUUCCAAUACUCGAGCUGUUAGCUGAUAUACUAAUGUCUAAAGAAUACGGGAGAGAUGCUCAAGUUGUUCGCAACAUCGUAUGGUGUUCAUUGAACAUAAUCAGAGGUGGAAUUCCUAAUCUCUCACUAGUAGUUGUCAUGGAGCUGGUUAGAGGAUGUUUCGAAACAAUAAAAUUAUUUCCGCAAAAUACCGUCAUUACGAAAGAUUGUCUUUGGACUAUUGCGGCAUUGGCUGAUGAUAUGAACAGUGGACGACAUAUCGAAGUGGUUACUAAUCAGCCAAACCUUAUCAAUUACAUCUUCACGCUGUUUCAUCAAGAUAAUGUCUCGUAUAUGCAUGGUUGCCUUCGCAUUCUCGGAAAUAUUGCUACAGGAAACGACAGACAAACGGAGACUGUUCUAAGCCAUCCUCUCUUUUACGAGACCAUCCUGAAAGCCUUAGACUCGCCGUUAAAGUAUCUGAACCGCGAAGCUGCAUGGAUUUGUUCAAACGUUGCUGCUGGUAACUUUGAGCAUGUGGAUAGUUUGUUUGAGGAUAAUCUAAUCCUCAAACACAUUAUGAGAGGAGCUUCUGAUGAGAUCACAGAUAGUAAAAUGCAGAAAGAAUGCCUUUGGACUAUCGCCAAUAUGCUAACUGCAGCAAGCCGCGAGAGAAGCUCUUUCCUCAUAGCAGCAGGGAUAAUAACUGUUUUUCCUUAUUUACUGCAAUCUAAAGAUAUUCGAAUCGUCGAGAGAUCUGUUUCCUGCUUACGGAUGAUUAUAACAGAUCAUCCUCACUAUAUAGGAUACGUGAUGAGGACCAAAAUGCUUGAGAGAAUUGAAGACGUUUUCCUGGAGAUGGAUCAGAACCUACGAACAAGCAAAGAACAUAUUACGAUCCUCAUGAAAGACUAUACAUGUAAGCCAGCUUUGCCAGCCCAUACAUUCCGCUUAAUUAGAAGUUAA
Auanema sp. JU1783 is the source of this 1416-nucleotide messenger RNA. NCBI's taxonomy places the organism in Eukaryota, Metazoa, Nematoda, Chromadorea, Rhabditida, Rhabditidae. The record is from the annotation of a GenBank genome assembly.